CCGAGGCAGACAGGCCCGGAGUUUCCCUCUUCUGAGAUUUCUUCUCCGCUUACGUUUCGACGAUUCCUUUCGUGGCAUCUCGAUGAGAUUGGAAGGGGAGACGGAGCUAAGGAAAAAGGUUGACUUGGGGCCGAGCCGAGGCGUCCAAGCCAUGGCUUUAAAAGGACAAGAAGAUUAUAUUUAUCUUUUCAAGGAUUCUGCACAUCCUGUGGAUUUUCUUGAUGCAUUCAGAACAUUUUACUUGGAUGGAUUAUUUACAGAUAUUACCCUUCAGUGCCCUUCGGGAAUAAUCUUUCAUUGUCACCGAGCUGUUUUAGCUGCUUGCAGCAAUUAUUUUAAGGCAAUGUUCACAGCUGACAUGAAAGAAAAAUUUAAAAAUAAAAUAAAACUCUCUGGCAUCCACCAUGAUAUUCUGGAAGGCCUUGUAAAUUAUGCAUAUACUUCUCAAAUUGAAAUAACUAAAAGAAAUGUUCAAAGCCUGCUUGAGGCAGCAGAUCUUCUACAGUUCCUUUCAGUAAAGAAGGCGUGUGAGCAGUUCUUGGUAAGACACCUGGAUAUUGAUAAUUGUAUUGGAAUGCACUCCUUUGCAGAAUUUCAUGUGUGCCCAGAACUAGAGAAAGAAUCUCGAAGAAUUCUGUGUUCAAGAUUUAAGGAAGUAUGGCAACAAGAAGAGUUUCUGGAAAUCAGCCUUGAGAAGUUUCUCUUUAUCUUGUCCAGAAAGAAUCUCAAUGUUUGGAAAGAAGAAGCUAUCAUAGAGCCAGUUAUUAAGUGGACUGCUCAUGAUGUAGAAAAUCGAAUCGAAUGCCUAUACAAUCUACUAAGCUAUAUUGACAUAGAUAUAGAUCCAAUGUAUUUAAAAACAGCUUUAGGCCUUCAGAGAAGCUGCUUACUAACGGAAAACAAGAUUUGUUCUCUAAUAUACAAUGCCUUGAAUCCCGUGCAUAAAGAGGUUUCCCAGCGGUCCACAGCCACAAUGUAUAUCAUUGGAGGCUAUUACUGGCAUCCUUUAUCAGAGGUUCACAUAUGGGAUCCUCUGACAAAUGUUUGGAUUCAGGGAGCAGAAAUACCAGAUUACACCAGAGAGAGCUAUGGUGUUACAUGUUUAGGACCCAAUAUUUAUGUAACUGGAGGGUAUAGGACUGAUAACAUAGAAGCUCUUGACACGGUGUGGAUCUAUAACAGUGAAAGUGACGAAUGGACGGAGGGUUUGCCAAUGCUCAAUGCCAGGUAUUACCACUGUGCAGUCACCUUAGGUGGCUGUGUCUAUGCUCUAGGUGGUUACAGAAAAGGGGCUCCUGCAGAAGAAGCUGAGUUCUAUGAUCCGUUAAAAGAGAAAUGGAUUCCUAUUGCAAACAUGAUCAAAGGUGUGGGAAAUGCUACUGCCUGUGUCUUACAUGAAGUUAUCUAUGUCAUUGGCGGCCACUGUGGCUACAGAGGAAGCUGCACCUAUGACAAGGUCCAGAGCUACAAUUCGGAUAUCAAUGAAUGGAGUCUCAUCACCUCCAGUCCACAUCCAGAAUAUGGAUUGUGCUCAGUGCCGUUUGAAAAUAAGCUCUAUCUUGUUGGGGGACAAACUACAAUCGCAGAGUGCUAUGACCAGGAGCAAAACGAAUGGAGAGAGAUAGCGCCCAUGAUGGAGAGGAGGAUGGAGUGCGGGGCGGUCAUCAUGAAUGGGUGCAUCUACGUCACUGGAGGGUACUCCUACUCCAAGGGAACGUAUCUUCAGAGCAUUGAGAAGUAUGACCCGGACCUCAAUAAGUGGGAAAUAGUGGGCAAUCUCCCGAGCGCCAUGAGGUCCCACGGAUGUGUUUGUGUAUAUAAUGUCUGAGUGGAUCCACAAAACAGAUGCAGUAAUCACUGUUUGAGGGUGCAGUAAAAGGAAUGCAGGGUUUGGAGUCCUUGUCUGUCACAUGACAGGAGAUUGGUAAAUUGUAAUUCCUAACCCUACUCACCUCCCAAACCCAGUGACUAAUGGUCAAAAAAUCUUGUGAACUUGUACAGUUGAAUCAGUGGGGUUAACCCUUACAACCUCUACUUUUUAAAGAUGUUAUGAAACAUUUGACACUUGGAAAAAGGGGAAUUCACAGUGAAUCUUUGUCUCGGGUAGCAUCAACACUGAGAUAGUUAAAUCAUUCUAUGUAAUGAGAUGUCUCUUAAGAGCCGUUGAUGUAAUAAUAGUGCACAGGUUCUGUUUAGCUAGCAGACAUUUGAAAUGUAAAGAGGGAAUCUUCUCUACCUCUAUAAAAUCAAGUCUUAAAUGCUUUUCCCCUUAGAAUUAUUUAGAAUGUGGGCUUGAACUUUGUAUAUUUUUUCCAUUGUAGUGUAUAUAAUUUAUUGUUAGUAUUCUUUAUUUACUGACUGUCAGAUAUAUACAAAAUACUGUGCAAAAAAUUGUUACUGUUCCAAGAGUUUAUAAACGAAAUUGAAAAGAAUACCAAGUCUGAAAGUUUGCAGAGAAAAUAGUCAAACACUUGCUGAUACUAAGAGCUAUUUUUAAUUCUUAGCCUUGAUGUAAAUUGCUAGUUUAGGAGUCUUCACUUUAAGCAUGUUGGAGAAUCCUCUUCUUAAAAUAUAGAUGCGUGGCUACAUAUAAAGUCGACUUUUAGAGCAAGAAAGAGUUUUGGUAUAGUAGAAAGUGCAUUGAUGAGAAGAAAACUUUCAUUUCCCAGCUCUGCCUCUGUUAGAGUUUGUGACCUGAAUCAUGAGCUAUCUGUCAUCAGAGCUUCCUGACUCCUGCACAGUGUCACUGUGGGUCACAGAUGUGUUAGAUGCAGUCCAAGUCCCCUCAGCCCUUGCAGCCAGAGGAGUCCUGGAUGGCUGGAGUCUCUGAGCCAGACACACCUUUUUCCAUCUUCCCCUGUGUGCCUACAGGUCACUUCCCACAGGGGCCAUAAGUGGAGAAAAUGUGGGAAACACUACUUCACUAAAUGCAGCUGAACUUCUAGUUAUUGAUGAGGCCAUCUAUUUCAUGCCUUUUUUUUAUAAAAAAAAAAAAGACAUUACUUUUCACUUCACUGAAAUUUAAAACUACUUCCGUCUUUAAAACUUUUAGAAAGACACUGUUUAACACGUACAUUUCAGGUGGUACUUUAAAUAAACCCCUUUGCGGGUGCAACAUGGUACUACAUAGUGAAGGCCAAAAGAAUGACCGAAUGCUUUGGCCCAUAAAUUCCUCAUGUUUUUAAAGAAAAAUACCAAAAAAAAAGGAAAAUGCAUGAAGAUGUUUAUGUCUGUAUUUUUAUAAUAGCAAAAAAUUGGAAAAAGUCUACAUGUUAAAGAAGAGAGUGAGCUAAAAAUAUUGAAGUACAUUGCUAUAGAAAUAAUUAUUUGGAAGUCUAUGUAGAAACAUGGAUGUGUCUGUAAUAUGGUAAGUAAAAUAAGCACAAUAAAAAAUUGUAUGCACGCAUGAUGUGACUGUAAAGUCUAUAUGCAUGUGGGAGGUAAUAUGCAAAAUAAACUGGUUGUAUUAGUAUAGAGGGAUGUAGAAUGGUUUUUAAUUUAUUUUUUCUUUAUCAUUUGUAUUUUCAAUAAAGACAAA
Molecule: messenger RNA, 3538 nt
Organism: Fukomys damarensis (Damara mole-rat)
Lineage: Eukaryota; Metazoa; Chordata; Mammalia; Rodentia; Bathyergidae
Gene: Klhl23
Product: kelch like family member 23
Exons: 4
Coding region: 83-1828 (581 amino acids)
Molecular function (GO): protein binding
Source: RefSeq, a predicted model, not a curated record